Cotesia congregata is the source of this 789-nucleotide messenger RNA. NCBI's taxonomy places the organism in Eukaryota, Metazoa, Arthropoda, Insecta, Hymenoptera, Braconidae. The record is from the annotation of a GenBank genome assembly.
AUGACGCAAUUAGAACUGGAUCCGCAAUUUGUACAAGGAUUGAGAUUACUCCAUUCGAGCAAUAAAGACUCCAUGGACCAACUGAGGACUCUGUUAGAUGAAGCUAUCAAACAAAAACAUGGAUUUUCUAAAAUGCUUUGCAAUGUUUUGCAUAAAAAGUACACUAUCGAAGAACCAGUCCUAAGUGAUCACAGUAGCUGCAGCAGUAAAAAAAGCAAAAGUUCCAGCUCCUCUAAACACUCAGCAAAGUUUAGUAAAAGCGAUUCUGUAGAAGAAAUUCCAGCACGUGACACUCCGCCUGACAUAUCUGAAAUCGAGGAAGAUAAUCUUGCCGAAAUUCUAGAGGAUGAUUUAACUUGCGUGGUCUGCAAGGGCAUGGACGUCGGUGCUAGGAACAGGCUGGUUGAGUGUGCAGAUUGUCACUCACUUUAUCACCAAGAGUGUCACUCUCCCGUGAUACAGGACUCGCAAAUAGAUGUACCUAAACAUAUUUGGUAUUGUUCACAAUGUAUCAAAGCUCAUCAGCCGAUAAAGGAAAAAGGUUCCCCGAAACCAGACUCUAAAAAAGAUAAAAAAAGUUCAAGUCAAAAACACUCAGAAAAAUAUAAAAGCUCGAGUGAAUCUUCAUCGAAAAUAAUACCAAAUAUAAAUAUCAUAGGAGGUGACAAAAGGUUCAAAGAAGUAGCGAAAAAGUCGAAAGACAAACGGUCAUCAAGUAAACACUCUAGUCCUUCGUCUUCCUCGAGAAGUUCAGAUAAAACUUACAAGUCGAAAUCAAAUGCUGACUAG